Messenger RNA from Benincasa hispida (wax gourd), 772 nucleotides. RefSeq names its product PEBP (phosphatidylethanolamine-binding protein) family protein (gene E12A11). Lineage: Eukaryota; Viridiplantae; Streptophyta; Magnoliopsida; Cucurbitales; Cucurbitaceae. The record is from RefSeq and is a predicted model, not a curated record. Gene Ontology annotation, biological process: positive regulation of seed germination; response to abscisic acid.
AACAAUUACUCAGCUUCAACCUUUUUUUUUUCUCUGUCAAAUCCUCUCUUGUGAAUCCAUGGCUGCCUCUGUAGAUCCUUUGGUGGUGGGGCGGGUGAUCGGCGACGUUGUCGACAUGUUUGUACCAACGGCUACGAUGUCGGUCUACUUCAACUCCAAGCAUGUCACUAAUGGUUGUGAUAUUAAGCCUUCUAUGGCUGUUAACCCUCCAAGGCUUCUCAUUUCUGGUCAUCCUUGCGAUCUUUACACUCUGGUGAUGACGGACCCGGAUGCGCCGAGUCCUAGUGAACCCCAUAUGAGAGAAUGGGUGCACUGGAUAGUUGUAGACAUUCCUGGUGGUGCAAAUCUGAGCCAAGGAAAGGAGAUUGUGCCGUACUCGGGCCCCCGACCACCGAUCGGAAUUCACCGCUACAUCCUCCUGUUGUUCAAGCAAAAGAGCCCUAUUGGAAUGAUCGAUCAGCCCGCGAGCCGUGCCAAUUUCAACACUCGCCUGUUUGCAAGGCAUUUCAAUCUGGACCUGCCAGUGGCUGCAACCUAUUUCAAUUCUCAGAAGGAGCCAGCUACCAAGAAGUAUGCCCUUGCAGCCUGAAAUAAUCAUAAUAAUAAAACAAGACCCACCAACCAUAUAUGAUCUCUCACUAUAUAUAUAUAUUAAAAAAAAAAAAAGUUUUUUAAGUUUUAUAAUAAUUAAGAAAAAUAAUAAAAAGCUGGGAGAGGAAAAUUGGUAUACUGCCAUGGAAGGCUGUACUGUUGUCCAACAGCUUCUUCUUGA